AUGGAUCUUAUACUAGUCCUACCUGACUUUUCGACCAAAAGUUUCACCCACAUCCUCCCUCCUUUAGAGCGAGCCAAAGUCACCACUGUCGAUCUGAUCACCCUCGACGCCCUCGAGAUCGCGAAACGCGCUCGCGUACCCCCCGCAGACGUCCGGCGUCUCUCCUCCCGCAUCGUCGAGGCAUUGCAUGCCGACAUUGGUUUCAACAGGCCACAGUCAAACACAGGUACAUCCAGCGAUGUCCCAGACUCCAGUAUAGCCCCCGAGGUGGGCUGGUCACUCGGCCCUGCGACGAAGCGCACAACAUCACAAUGGAGUACCAUCAGCACCCUUGAUCCCGCGAUGGACGCCCUACUGGGCGGCGGGAUUCCAACCAGAUACGUCACAGAGGUCACGGGCGAAAGUGGAAGCGGCAAGACCCAAUUUCUUCUCAGUCUCUGUCUAGCCGUGCAGCUCCCCAAACCACACGGACUACAGCGACGAGCAAUAUACAUAUCCACCGAACACCCACUCUCAACAACACGACUCUCCCAGCUCCUAGAAUGCCACCCCGUCCUCUCAGCCCUCCCCGCCGAACAAGCCCCCUCGCUCCAAGACAUCCUAUCCAUAAACGCCAUGGACCUAGAAUCCCAAGACCACAUUCUAAACAUUCAUCUCCCCAUCGCGAUUGAACGCUACAACAUAGGCCUAGUAAUCGUCGACUCAAUAACCUCAAACUACCGCGCCGAAUUAUCAUCCAACAACAUGCAAGCCCGCAUCAAGCGCUCAACACAAAUCGCCAAACUAGGCCACUUCCUCCGCAAUCUCGCCGUAAAUAAAGAUAUUGCCAUCGUCCUCGCAAACCAAGUCUCAGACCGCUUCGAGCCUAUAAACGGUUCCGUCCAGCCAGUUCGACGCGUUCAAUCCGCGAAACAAACAGCAGGCCGUGGAUCCGGCAUGGACUCCCCACACCCGAGAUCCAGGGCUGGAAUACUAGCUUCUGGAAAUGGCGGCCCGGCACCGUCCUCCUCCCCGGCUAUCUCCUCAUCACCGUAUCACGCACAAGACGAUAAGAACUUUGACGGCUCGUACCUGAUUGCGCCUCCUGUGCGAAAUGGCUUGUUGAAUCUGGCGCAUCAGGAGCGCUUCUUUACCGGUUGGGGAGAUGGGGUGUAUACAGAGAGCGGAUUGAAGAAUCCUGCUCUGGGGUUCAUUUGGACGACGCAGGUUUCUUGUCGGAUUGCGCUCAAGAAGGAAACGCGUGCUACGGGGUUGUUUGCGGAGGCGUAUCCGAAUUCCAUGCGGAGUCCGGAACGAGGGACGCAGGAUGUCGAUAGAGAUCCGGACUCGAUAGCUAUGCCUGCGCCGAGUAGAAGGAGUCCUGGAUCUGGGGCGCAGAGUCAGCAGUUUGGUUCUGAGCCGGAGGUUGUUACGCGGAGGCUUAUGAAGCUUGUUUUUUCGCCGUGGAGUGGUGGGUUGAAGGAUGGAUCGAGGAAAGGUCGGCCUGGUAGACGGAGUGGUGAGGUUGAGUUUGAGAUCUGGGAAGGCGGUUUGAGGAGUAUGAGUGCUAAAUAG
Messenger RNA from Penicillium bovifimosum, 1554 nucleotides. RefSeq names its product putative DNA repair protein (Rad57). Gene Ontology annotation, molecular function: single-stranded DNA binding; ATP binding; double-stranded DNA binding. Gene Ontology annotation, biological process: mitotic recombination; DNA repair; DNA recombinase assembly. Lineage: Eukaryota; Fungi; Ascomycota; Eurotiomycetes; Eurotiales; Aspergillaceae. The coding region runs from base 1 to 1554 and encodes 517 amino acids. The transcript is spliced from 2 exons. The record is from RefSeq and is a predicted model, not a curated record.